Molecule: messenger RNA, 1124 nt
Organism: Glycine soja
Lineage: Eukaryota; Viridiplantae; Streptophyta; Magnoliopsida; Fabales; Fabaceae
Exons: 1
Coding region: 49-681 (210 amino acids)
Source: RefSeq, a predicted model, not a curated record
ACAAAACCACCUAAAACUCCUUCAUUCAUUGAUUGAUUGUCCUGGAUUAUGGAAACCCAACCUGAAUGCGCUGUCAUCAACAUUCCAAACAUAAUAAAAACAGAACAAGAAGCAAAACCCCUUCAACAACAUGCGUCCGAGUCCCCAAAGAACAAGAGCGGUGGUGGCAUGCGCUUUCUUAGGGUUGCACUCUUCAAGAUGCGAGGGCGUUCCGCAAAACCAACCAUGGCGCUUCAGGUAAAUAAUAAUAAUGACGAUAUUGAUGACGGGUCCAAGAGCACAUGGGGGAGGUUUGUGGGUUCCAUGAGGCCAUUGCACCUUCAAAGCACCCAAUCUCCACGCUCAUCACCUGAUUUGCCAUCUUCUGAAUAUAAAAAGGAUUGUGGCGGUUAUGUUUCUGAUUUUGUGGCGGAUGAGCAGGAGCCUUAUUCGCCUUCCCCACCUAUUAGCUGUUACGCUUCAGCCGUUGGGUUGAGCGAGCUUGUUCAAAAUGAUGAGGAAAAUGAGUAUAAGCAGGAGGUGAUUGUGGAGGACUCCCACGUUGAUGGAGAUGGAGAUUGGAUGAUUGAUGCCAAGGCUGAGGAUUUCAUUGCUCAGUUCUACCAAGAAAUGAAGUUGCAACGUUUAGAUUCCGUGGAUCGCCGUUACGUCGAGAGAAGCCAAAGGUCAUUGGGUUGGUGAUUAUUAAUGGAUAUAUAUUCAAGACUCAAAUCACUUGUAUAUAUGCAUGCAUGCAUUUGGUGUUUCUUCUCUUGUUCCCUAGCUAAUAACAUGUGAUUAAGAUGCAUGUCAGAUUUUUAAUUAAGGGACAAGAAUAUUAAUUAGUCAUCAAUAAGAAAGAAUAUAGGUGAUUUGAGUUUGGAUAUUAUGUUCCUUUUUGUUUUUGGUUCUGGUUCUCUUCAUUUAAUUUGUUCUUGUUGUUGAUGGGGAAGGCUGAAGGCGUCAAGAUAGAUACUAUUUUUGCUUGAUGAGGAACAUCUAAACAUGCCGCAAAGGUAGAGGGGUCAAGAAAAUAUUUUCUUUUAUAUGGAGGUUUUAUGGUCUUAGGGAGAUCGAUGAAUGAAGUGCAGUGUGGCAAUUUAUCUGUUUCUUUUAGGAGACUCUUAAAUGAAAUAAACUUUAAU